Molecule: messenger RNA, 231 nt
Organism: Penicillium canescens
Lineage: Eukaryota; Fungi; Ascomycota; Eurotiomycetes; Eurotiales; Aspergillaceae
Exons: 1
Coding region: 1-231 (76 amino acids)
Source: RefSeq, a predicted model, not a curated record
AUGAAGGAUACAGUCCUCAGUGAGAAGGAUGCAGCUUCAUACACCAAGUGGCUGAAGUUCGCAAAGGUCCGCCUGAUGGGGAGAACUUGCACAUACUGGAUGUUGAGAAGUGGAACAACAACUUACAGGGAUCUAACCGUCCUGGCCGAAGCCCCGAAUGAGGGAACCAUCGUCGUCGAAAAGAAUGUCAUUUCAGAGAAGGGCAAGGAGGGUGAAGAUGGAUCGGAUUAG